Molecule: messenger RNA, 2861 nt
Organism: Pipra filicauda (Wire-tailed manakin)
Lineage: Eukaryota; Metazoa; Chordata; Aves; Passeriformes; Pipridae
Gene: SLC45A2
Product: solute carrier family 45 member 2
Exons: 7
Coding region: 1-1647 (548 amino acids)
Cellular component (GO): membrane
Molecular function (GO): sucrose:proton symporter activity
Source: RefSeq, a predicted model, not a curated record
AUGACCUUAACGAAAGAGAGCUUCCACAGGGUUCCUCCACCCGCUUCUGAAGUGGCCAAGGCUGAUAUGGACUGCACCGGAGAGAAGGAGGAGGCUCUGGGGCAGUCAGUGCUGAGGACUGGAGCAGUGGUGCCCGGGAGGCGAGCGGUGGGAAGGCUGGUCAUGCACAGCAUGGUGAUGUUUGGCCGGGAGUUCUGCUAUGCCGUGGAGGCCGCCUUUGUCACGCCGGUGCUGCUCAGUGUAGGGCUGCCCAAGAACCUCUACAGCCUGGUGUGGCUCAUCAGCCCUAUCCUGGGCUUCGUGCUGCAGCCCGUGGUAGGUUCAGCCAGUGAUCACUGCACCUGUAUCUGGGGCAGGAGGCGACCUUACAUUCUGGGUCUAGGCAUCAUAAUGCUGUUAGGCAUGGCUUUGUACCUCAAUGGGGACGUGAUGAUCUCAGCUUUCAUCGAUGAGAAUGAAAAGCGGCGGACGUGGGCAAUAGUCAUUACCAUGCUGGGAGUAGUGCUUUUUGAUUUUGCAGCUGAUUUUAUUGAUUGCCCCAUCAAAGCGUAUUUAUUUGAUGUCUGCUGUCAUCAGGAUAAAGAGAAGGGUCUGCAUUACCACGCCCUCUUUACAGGUUUGGGAGGAGCCCUGGGUUACCUGACAGGUGCUAUGGAUUGGAGUCAGACUGUACUAGGAUAUUCCUCGGCAUCAGAAUUCCAAGUGAUUUUCCUCUUCGCAGCCUUGGUUUUCAUAAUCUGCCUUACCGUGCAUCUGUGCAGUAUUCCUGAAGUCCCACUCAGAUACAAAAAUGAAGAGGCAAAGUUCUUGUUGGAAGUGACUGAACCCCAUAAAUAUAGCUCCACAGAGGACGAAAUCAAGAAUGGUUACUUAAAAUCAACAUGCACUGAAAUAAAGGCUGCAGCUAAACCAGGGAAAUGCACAGUUGUGUCACAGGUAAGUGCAGAGGAUCAAAGGCAGAUGACCCUUAAAUCACUCUUGAAGACACUUUUAAGCAUGCCAUCCCACUAUCGCUGUCUGUGCGUCAGCCACCUCUUUGGAUGGAUGGCUUUCCUAUCCAACAUGCUCUUCUUCACGGAUUUCAUGGGACAGAUUGUAUACCAAGGUAAUCCUUAUGCACCUCACAACUCCACACUUUACCUUACCUACAAAGCAGGAGUAGAGAUGGGAUGCUGGGGACUGUGCAUCAAUGCAAUUUCUUCAUCAGUCUAUUCUUAUGUGCAGAAAGUUCUUCUGCCAUACAUAGGAUUAAAAGGACUUUAUUUCAUCGGAUACCUCCUUUUUGGACUGGGUACUGGAUUAAUUGGCUUGUUUCCCAAUGUCUAUUCCACUCUGGCUCUGUGUUCACUCUUUGGAGUCAUGUCCAGCACACUGUACACAGUGCCAUUCCACCUCAUUGCAGAGUACCACAGGGAAGAAGAGAGCCUGAAGCUGCAGGAUGGGGAACAAACAGGAGAGCACGGACGAGGGAAGGGCAUUGACUGUGCUGCUCUCACUUGCAUGGUCCAGCUUGCCCAGAUCAUCCUUGGUGUGGGCCUGGGGCUCUUGGUUAGUGUUGCUGGCAGCGCCGUCACUGUGAUUUCGGCGUCCAUGGUGGCUCUGGUCGGCUGCUGCUUUGUUGCUUUCUGUGUUCGUUAUGUGGAGUAGGACUGUGAGAAGUGACUGGAAGAAAUCUCCCCAGGGGAGUGUUUUCUUUCUGGGUCCGGAGCACUGGUGCUGUUGCUGUGCUGAUACUGCUGGCACAUCCUCCUCUCUUACCUCCUUGGAUCAGUUGCAAUUCCAGAGCUUUAUGAAACAGAGAUUUGAUAAAACUGGUUGCCUAACGCCUCAGAUGCAUACACACACCCAGUGUAUUCACAUGCUGUGACAUGUGACAGCAUGUCUGCCAGUGGUAUUUUGAUGCCCUACAUGAGGAGUCAUUACGAAACUGCUCAUUACCAAUUUGUGGAAGUUAAUAGAUGAAGUAUGUGAUAAAUUGAAGUAAUGUAAAAGGACAGAGUUGGGAAGAAAGUUAUUAUUUAUCUUGUUUUUCAGGUGUUUUAAGUUUGGGGCUGUUCCCUCCUGUAGUCAAAACCUGCAAGAGGAUCAAGCAGGUGUCGAAGGGCAAGCAGGGUGCAUCUGUGUUAUGAUUAGUACUGCUAAAGGGGAUCAGUUAAUUAUCAGCCAUGGUUAAAAGCAGGUUUGGGUGUGAAAAAUGUUUGGAAUAUCAAAAAGAUUGAAGCCAAUUGUUUAAAAACAUAAUUGUAAAGUAAUUAUUAAGUACUGGAUCCUGCUGCUUCUGUAUAAAUGACAUGGAACUACUAGUUAGGCUUAUCAGGAAAGUCUGCCUAAGUCUGUUCUGCAAGUCCAUGUGUAGGCACCUAAAAAAUCUGUCUAUGGGGAACAGCUGCCAUUUCUUCCUUUUUUAAAAACUGGCCUCUCAAUUUUGAUACUGUAAUUGAAAAAAUAAACUUUUUAAAAACUGGUCUCUCAAUUUUGAAAAAUUGAGAAAUUGAAAAAAUAAAUAAUUGAAAAAAUAAACUUGGCCAAAGUAAGAAUUUGAUGAAUGGUUGAAAGCCACUUAAAUCUUGACAUUGGAUAUGAGAAGUAUUUACCUUAAAGUAGCAUCUCUAUUUUCUCUAUUUUCUUCAUGCAUCUAGCUUUGAGUGAAAUGGCAUUUGCUCUUUACAGAAUAUUGUAAAUAAAUUCAGUUCUGCAAAGCACUAUCAGGAAUUACUGUACAGUAAAUAUGUAAGCCCAGUUGUUUGUAUUUAAUUGCUUAUGAAGCUUCAUUCUUAUUUUUAUAAUAUUGCCAGAGUUUUGGAAAUCCUGUAUUUGUGAAAGUUAUAUACUGUAUUUAUGCUGUGCUUCCUCUGUCCUGA